Ilex paraguariensis (yerba mate) is the source of this 900-nucleotide messenger RNA. The record is from the annotation of a GenBank genome assembly. NCBI's taxonomy places the organism in Eukaryota, Viridiplantae, Streptophyta, Magnoliopsida, Aquifoliales, Aquifoliaceae.
AUGGGUGAAGGGUGCAAGGUUUUUGUUAUGGUUGAAGGGGCUAUGGUAUUUAUGGUUGGUUUCCAAGCAAUCGCAGAAGCACUUGGAUUGGCUGCUGUGAAGGCCAUUGUUUCUAUUACUGCCAUAAUUGCUGGAGGACGAUUGUUAUUUCGUACAUCUUACUAUGGGAACUGCUCUAUAGCUUCUGACAAAGCCGAUCAAGAAUUUCAGUUUUUACUCAAGGAUUUCUACUUCGGCCAAUUUACAAGCAAAUUGCAGAGAAUCAAAAUGCGGAAAUAUUCUCUGCAAAUACACUUCCUUGUCAUUCUGAGGACUAGUGUCCUUACUGCCAGGGCUGGCCUUUCCAUGGCACUGGGAGCAUUUUUGGUUGGUUUGCUCCUUGCGGAAACUGAAUUUUCAUUACAGGUUGAAUCUGAUAUUGCUCCAUAUCAUGGCCUUCUAUUGGGUGUCUUCUUUAUGACAGUUGGAAUGUCCAUUGAUCCAAAACUUCUUAUUUCAAAUUUUCCUGUUAUGAUGGGGACAUUGGGACUUUUAAUUUGUGGCAAGGCCUUGUUGGUUGCAUUAGUUGGCAGAAUUUUUGGCAUUUCUAUAAUAUCUGCAAUAAGAGUUGGUGGUCUUCUUGCGCCUGGUGGAGAAUUCGCAUUUCUGGCUUUUGGUGAUGCUGUCAAUCAGGGUAUAAUGUCUUCCCACCUGUCAUCUUUGUUGUUUCUUGUGGUGGGGAUUUCAAUGGCCAUCACGCCAUGGUUAGCUGCUGGAGGCCAAUUAAUAGCCUCUCAUGUUGAGCAGCAUGAUGUGCGAAGUUUAUUACCUGCAGAGAGUGAGGUGAAAUACCUAACUUAUGUGCUUAUUACUGAUAUGUGGAGCAAGCAUUUGUACCAUAGUCUGCAGAAUGUUGUUUAA